Messenger RNA from Clavispora lusitaniae ATCC 42720, 1710 nucleotides. RefSeq names its product methionine--tRNA ligase (gene MSM1). The record is from RefSeq and is a predicted model, not a curated record. NCBI's taxonomy places the organism in Eukaryota, Fungi, Ascomycota, Pichiomycetes, Serinales, Metschnikowiaceae. Gene Ontology annotation, biological process: methionyl-tRNA aminoacylation. Gene Ontology annotation, molecular function: ATP binding; methionine-tRNA ligase activity.
AUGAAGAGAUUCCCACUUAAAGCGCUAUCAAAGCGGUUCUCGAGAUAUAAGUCAAAUGGAACUGUUUAUGUCACAACUCCCAUUUUCUAUGUCAAUGCACGCCCUCAUUUGGGUCACCUAUACUCGAUGCUUUUAGGAGACACGCGAGUACGAUGGGAAAACCUCAAGCCGGGUCAAAAGACAAUGUUUCUUACAGGGACAGACGAGCAUGGGCUCAAAAUUCAGGCGGUGGCAGAAAAAGAAGGCAUUGAUCCCAAAGUCUUGGUCGAUCGAGUCUCGCAAAACUUUGUUCAGAUGGCCGAGGCAGUUAAUGUGAAGUACGAUCGUUUUAUCAGAACAACCGACAACGACCACGUGAAAGCUGUGGAACACUUUUGGAAUGCAGCUAUGGAAAAGGGGCUCAUAUACAAAGGUUCCCAUAGUGGCUGGUAUAGUGUAAGCGACGAGGCUUUCUACCCUCCUAGUCAGGUGGAAGAUAUUAUUGACGCGAAAACGGGCCAACCGAAGAAAGUGUCAAUAGAAACAAGGAAUGAAGUGGUGUUCCAAGAAGAAGAGAACUACUUUUUCAGAUUGUCUGCCUUCAAGGAUAAGCUUAUUGAUUUCUUGGAGAAGAACCCUUCGUUUGUCCAGCCGAGCAGAAAAUAUCAUGAGCUAUUGACCGAAUUGAGACAAGAGGAACUUUCAGACCUUUCCGUAUCACGCCCAUCUUGGAGAUUGAAAUGGGGAAUCACUGUGCCCAAUGACGACUCUCAGAAAAUCUAUGUAUGGUUUGACGCGCUUAUCAACUACCUUACUGCUGCUGGCUAUCCUCAGCAAGAUAUGCCUAUCUGGCCUCCAAUCCAUAUUGUCGGGAAAGACAUCAUGAGGUUUCAUUGCAUUUAUUGGCCAAUCUUUCUCAUGGCAGCCGGAAUCGAAUUACCUAAGCAGGUGAUUGUUCACUCCCAUUGGUUAUGUGACGGUUUUAAAAUGAGCAAAAGCCUAGGGAAUGUUGUGGAGCCCAUAGAAUUGGCGCAGUACUACGAUCCAGAGCCAUUGAGGAUCUAUUUGAUGGAGCAAUCGAAUUUAGGAACAGAUUGCAAUUUUAGUGAAGCUGCUUUGCACAACCACAGAAGCAAGCUCAUAAAUAAAUGGGCAAACAUUGUGUCUAGAAUUGGAGGAGAUAAAUUUGAUGUGGAACAAAGUGUUCAAGACUUCUUUGACGGGAAAUAUAGCGAUAUUACAGAGAUGAUUAAACGUGACGCUGUUGUCGAGGCACCUGACCAAGUUUUACUUGCCAGGGACUCCCUUGUAUCCAGUAUCUCAUCUUUAUUUUCUGAAAUGGAUUCAAGCAUGCAAGAGUUUGGACAAAUGAAGGCACUCCAUCGGUGGUGGGAAACGGUGGAGUUAGCGAACGUAUUUUUCCAAACUGCUCAACCGUGGGUUUAUCUGAAGAAACUUACACAGACGCAAGAUGCUGAUGCUGAUGCAGUUGCAGAGCAGACGACACUUAUGAACUACAUUAUCUUCUUAACGGCAGAGGCUGUACGACUCAGUACAAUCUGCGUACUUCCUUUCAUGCCCAAAACUGCCUCAGGACUUCUUGAUCGCUUGGGGGUUCCAGAUGAAACCCGGAAUAAAGAUUUCGCAAAAUUAGGCACAGUAAAGUACGGGAAAAAUGCCAAUAGCAAACAUCAUAAGCCAUUGAUGAGAAAAGUGGAAAGCAGAGUGUAA